Molecule: messenger RNA, 1884 nt
Organism: Megalopta genalis
Lineage: Eukaryota; Metazoa; Arthropoda; Insecta; Hymenoptera; Halictidae
Product: E3 ubiquitin-protein ligase MARCHF5
Molecular function (GO): zinc ion binding
Source: RefSeq, a predicted model, not a curated record
UUCGAUAGUAUAGUUGUAUUGUCAUUAUCUUAUAGUGUCCUUAACAUUGUUUAAGUACUGAGUUCAAAGUAACACAUAUUUAAUUAGAGAAUAUUUGUAUCAUUGAGGAAUCAUUUCAUGUAGUUUAUAAUGACACAUGUUAACCAGUAGUGUCGUGCCUUGAUGUGACAAGAUCAGUUGAUUCAUGAGACAGAAAUAUCAUUUAAACAUACUCUUUUGGUCUAACAUCAAAAUUUAUUUUUGUGAUUUUGCAAUAGGAAAUAACAAUGUAUUUAAUUGUGAUUUAAAAAAUGUAGAAAGGUGUAAAAUGAUAACGAAGUAUUGAAAACCUCAUAGAUACAAUGUCAGACAACGAUUUGUUUCAAAUUUAUGGGAUUGAUCGUCCUGGAAGAAUAAUAAGUAUAAGAUAUUCUCGUAUAACUGAGCCUAAUAUGCAUAGUCUUCGAAAUAUAGGAGUAACUAUAAGAAGGCAUCUUUCUAAUAUGAGACAAGAAAGACAAGCUAACACAUCAAAUAAUGAAGUAACCAAUGCUCAAGUUGAAGAGGUUGUGGCCAAUGAAGAACCAUUGCCUGAACUUGUGGAGACUGCACAAUCAACGAGUGACGUAACUGAUGGAGCAUCUUCUCCUAGUCAACCAGAAGUUAGUUCACCGGCAGUAAAUUCAGAAGAUGACAGGAGAUACUGUUGGGUGUGUUUUGCCACAGACGAAGAUGACGCGACUGCAUCAUGGGUAAAACCAUGUCAUUGUCGUGGUACAACUAAAUGGGUUCAUCAGGGUUGUAUACAAAGAUGGGUAGAUGAAAAACAGAAAGGACGUGCAGGCGCUAAUGUAGCAUGUCCGCAGUGCAACACAGAAUAUAUUAUUGUAUAUCCAAAUAUGGGACCGUUGGUAGUAGUAUUGGACAACAUUGAUGGUGUAAUUUUCCGAAUUUGUCCAUACAUAGCAGCUAGUAUAGUUGUUGCAUCUAUGUAUUGGACUGCUGUGACAUAUGGAGCAGUAACUGUAAUGCAAGUAGUUGGGUAUAAAGAUGGUUUAGCAAUGAUGGAACAAGCUGAUCCUUUAGUGUUAUUAGUUGGUUUGCCAACGAUUCCAAUACUGCUAGUAUUGGGUAAAAUGCUAAGAUGGGAAGAUCAGGCUCUCAACCUUUUCCGACGACACGCAUGUAAGGUUCCUAUUCUGAGGUAUUUUUUACCCAAUAGUUAUUCUAGUGAUGACAGAGCUCAGUUUGAAGAUAUGCCACCCAUGAGUGAUCCAAUAUCAGCAACACGUAUUCUUUGUGGUGCGCUUUUACUACCCAGUAUUGCCAGUAUAUGUGGCAAAAUAUUCUUCGAAAGUAUACACUCCAACUUUCAAAGAACGUUGCUCGGUGGUAUAGCAUUUAUAACAAUAAAAGGCGCGUUCAAAAUAUAUCAUAAACAACAACAGUAUGUGAGACAAUGCCAACGUCGUAUAAUGGACUACACAGAUGACAAUAUCGCAUUAUACAGAAGACAACAAAAUUCCGAUACUAAUCAAACAAGUUAAAUAUAAAAGUCUGUAUACUAUUCUAAAAACGCUUCCUCAGAUUUAGGGGAACUCAACUUCUUAGUGUACUUUUAUCAUAAAAACAAAUGUCCAAUGUAUAACUUUUAUGUAACAAUGUAAGUUUAUGGGUACUAUGAUCAGAUUUAACAAAUACGUAAGACAUAUAUAUAUAUAAGAAUGGGAAAUUGUCAUUAUAUACAUAAUUCUAAUUAGUAAAUUAUUAUAAUAUAUGUCUGGCAUGAAACAAUUAAUUGUAAGAAAUGUUAUACCUUUUAAACGUGUUAGUAGGACAACAAUAAUGUCUGUUCAACCUUCCUUGAAUAGUAAAUAAGUAUAAAUUGAUCUAUGCUGAUAAUGA